GAUAUGAAUAUGGGAGAUUGGGAGUAUACCCUGACCCUGUCUGUGCCUGUUGUCCCUUUGCAAAUUUUGCAGCGAAGAGGGCUGAGACCGGAGAGAGAGAGAGAGGAGUUUUCUCGACACUCGACACGGAUAUUGGAUCAAUGAUGGCGUCCCUCACACCUGGCAUCCUCCUAAAACUCAUGCAAUCCAUGAAUUCUGACACCAAGGUCGUCGGCGAGCACCGCUCCGUCCUCCUCCAGGUUAUUGGCAUCGUCCCUGCACUCGCCGGUUCCGACCUCUGGCCCAAUCACGGCUUCUACGUUCAGCUUUCCGACUCCGCCAACUCCACCUACGUCUCCCUCUCUGACCGUGACACCGAUCUCAUCCUAACCAACCUUCUCCAGCUUGGCCAGUUCGCCUAUGUUGACCGCCUCGACUUCGACUCCCCUCCCGUUCCCCGUGUUUCCGGCAUCCGCCCCAUCGCCGGUCGCCAUCCCUUCGUUGGAACCCCUGAACCACUUAUCGCUCGCUUCUCGGGUUCCGAUCGUGGUUUCGUCAUUCAGCCCGUUUCCGAUUCCGACCGUUCCAUUGACCCCAUUGCCGCCUACUUAUCUAACAAGAAACCCUCUGGUGAUACCAAGCCGAAAACGAAGAACCUAGCCGAUAAGAAUCAGGACAGACCGGUUCUAGCAUCACGAGAUAAUGUUCCUUCUGUUACCACCGGAAAUGCUAGGAAUUCAGACGAGCUGAAGCCUCCACAGAAGCCUCGUCGCUUCUCAUCGCCAUCUUCGGCAAAGCAUAAUCGAUCUGUAUCGGCCGGGAAGAAGAAUGGACCCGGCACUGAAAGGGAGCCCUCGCCUGCAGGCAAGGCUAAUUCGAGGUCGGCAUCGCCAGUGCCUUCCAAAUGCGUAGUUCCAAGCUUGGUUGUGGCUAGGGAUGAGAAUUGGAAGACGUCAAGGGAACCUGCAAUUAUUGUGCCCUCAAGAUACCGGCAACCAUCGCCUACUGCACGGAGGCAGGCUUCUCCAAGUGCGCGAAGGGCUUCUCUUUCUCCAGGGAGAAGGCUUUCCGGUGGAUUGAAAGUCUCUCCUGUCAUUGCUGCUGCAGCGGAUUCCGCUAGUAAAAAGAAGAUGGCUACCAUUGUUGCAGGGAUUUCGAAGGUUUCGGAUGCUCUAGUGGGGUCUACCAAGGCAACGAGGAAAAACUGGACAGAGACAGAAUUAUCAGAUGUUGCAUCCACGGAGGAUCAGAAAGACAAGGUGGUCUCAAAACAGAAAACUGAUCCGCAAGCUAUUCUGCGUGCACAGGUUGCUAUUGCAAAUAGACUGAGUGAUGCCAGUAGUGGACCACCUGAUCAUGGGGAUACUUCAACUAAUGAGAAGCCAAAGUCUAAUUGUAAAACCGAAGAUUCUCUGCUGUCUCAGAAGCAUAACUGCAUGACUCCAAGAAUAACUGUUCAUGAUCGGAAAUGGACUGAUGGAAGCAUUCCAUUGGAUGCUGUCUCUGCUAACCUUGCAAGGCUUGGAAAGGAGGCUUUACAUAGGAGAGCUAUGGCUUCUAUAGCUGCUGCGGAGGCCUUAGAAGAGGCUAGUGUUACUGAAUCUAUUAUAAGGAAUUUAAGCAUGUUUUCAGAUGUAUGUUCUUCGUCUAAGGCUGAAAAUCCAUUACCCACCAUUGAUCGGUUCCUAUCAGUUUAUGAAGAUGUGCUCAAAUCAAAAGCAGUUGUCGAAUCGGUUGCAAAUAGUCGCCCUUCUGAUAGAACUGAUAAUGCCACUUCAACAGAGCGUUCAAAAUCCAUUUCUUUGUGGGUUGCAGCAGCUUUGGCUACUGAUCUUGAAAUUGUCUCUCUAAUAACUAGCACUAAAGUCAAGAACAUGGAAAAUCUUACCAAUUGUGCUCUUGAUGUACGACCUCCAUCACCUUCAAGGAUGAGUCUAUCCAAGCGGCAAUCACUUAGUACACCAGGGAAAAACCAUGUUAAAGUGCAGUCAUUAUCCUCUGAUUCUGUUACUGGAUCAUGGUCAAGGGCUUCUGGAGUCAAGGAGACGGUGGAGUUAACAAAAAAUUUGCAGUCAGAGAUGCAAUUGUGGUUUUUGCAGUUUGUUGAAGAGUCCUUGGAUGCAGGUUUCAGGGUGUUUAGGGUCUGCUCAAAUGAUGGCAAGGGAGUAUUCCAUCCAGAGAAUGGCCCACUUGCUGCAGUUCUUUCACAGCUGAAACGAGUCAAUGACUGGUUAGAUCGGGUGGGGGAAAAACGAGAGGAGUUGAUAAUGGAAAAAAUUGAACGUUUAAAGCGAAAGAUUUAUGGCUUUGUCAUUCAGCACAUUGGAACGGCUGUUGAUGACUCCACUUCAUUUUCAACGGCUUGAUUCUGUUGGUUAGCAUUUUACCGUAUAUGAAACAAGCAUUUUUGUUUCUCCAAGUAUCAUGAACAUAUCUUGUUAUUCCAGCACAAUGACCUUGAAUAAUUAAAUCCGUAGAUAAGAGAUGUAAUUGUUCUGGUUCGAUUGGUUCA
Messenger RNA from Nelumbo nucifera (sacred lotus), 2491 nucleotides. Its product is annotated as serine/arginine repetitive matrix protein, putative (DUF936). The record is from RefSeq and is a predicted model, not a curated record. Lineage: Eukaryota; Viridiplantae; Streptophyta; Magnoliopsida; Proteales; Nelumbonaceae.